Messenger RNA from Colossoma macropomum (tambaqui), 1531 nucleotides. It is a transcript of the gene tex9, whose product is annotated as testis expressed 9. The record is from RefSeq and is a predicted model, not a curated record. The coding region runs from base 23 to 1207 and encodes 394 amino acids. Lineage: Eukaryota; Metazoa; Chordata; Actinopteri; Characiformes; Serrasalmidae. The transcript has 12 exons.
GCGUCAUCCCUCUAAGAGAAACAUGGCUGACAGACCCACAUCAGCGCCUCAGCGGCCCAAAAAGCUCCAGUCAGCUUGCUCUCAGAAGCCUCCAAUGUCCAGACUUGUGAACCGACCUGCUUCCGCUCCACAAAAGAAACCGCCUUCAAUGGACCUGCUGGCUAAAGAAGAAGAAUACAAACGGCUAAAUGCAGAACUGGAGGCGAAAACAGCUGAUCUGGUGCGGCAGGCAGAGGAAGUUAUGAGGGAACAAAAUGAAGUACUCUCCAAGCCCAUCUCUACCCACCUGAGCCUCAGCAUUUCAGAAGAUUAUGAGGAUUUAGGAGAUGCCAUGUCCUCAGUGAAGCAACCUACGGCAAAGGUAGUCACAGAGAAAAAGUCUUUGAAACCUGGAAGGCCAAACAGACCUCCUUCAGGCCACAAAAAGACUGCACAAAAAAUGAAACCUGCUGUGGUCGAUGAUGUAGCGGUACCUGAAGAUUUUGGGGACUUCUCUCUGGCCAAAACAAUAAGCAACAUUGAGGGCAGAGUGAGUGACGAUGUAACAGACGAAAAUCUGGAGGAUGACAUCAUGCCAAGUGUUGGGGAGGAGAUGAGUGCAGAGGCUCAGAUUCGCUUCUUGAAAGCUAAACUUCGAGUGAUGCAAGAGGAGUUAAACAGGCUUUCAAAUGAAUGCAACAAGAGGGACGAUGAGAAUGGAGUGUUAAGCAGUAAGCUGAAGGAGGUGGAGGAGGACCGGGCCAGACUGCAGAGAACCACCAGCAUGCAGCAGACUCAGUUAGAGAAGCACAGAGCACUGGCUGAAGAGGCCAACAAAAAUUGUGACGGCCUGCGGCAGCAAGUGACCACAUUGCAGAAGGAGCUGGAGGGCAUGAAGAGGGCGCAGAAGCAGGCGGCCAGUGCCCACAGCGCUACUGAAGUGAGGCUGAACAGGGCUCUGGAGGAGGCGGAGAGGAGCAAGGCUCAACUUAGCAAGCUGAAACAGAGCAGUAAGGACUCUGCAAACCAGGAGCAGCAGAGAAUUGAAGCAUUGCAAGCUGAGAACAAAAAGCUGGAGAAACAGAAGGCUGAACUUAUCAUGGGCUUUAAGAAGCAACUUAAACUAAUCGAUAUUUUGAAAAGGCAAAAGAUGCACUUUGAAGCAGCCAAGAUGUUGUCCUUUACAGAAGAGGAGUUUAUGAAAGCACUGGACUGGGGCAAACCAUAAACAUAUUCAAAAGAACAAGGUUCAUACAUUUCGGAUAAAUUAGUCAAAUAAUAUAAUUGGUUUAAUUGUCAAGAACUCAGGAAACAGUUUUUCAUUGUUGUAUCAAUGCUCAAAUAACUGCACUCUAUAUGCUUGUAAUUAGCCAAAUUAGCAUAUUUAAAAAAAACCUAUGGUUUCUUCUUUUUUAUUGGUUUUAUUUUUAAUUUUGAAAUUGUAUACAAUUACAAGAAAUGGUUGGUCAUGAGUGGCCCUGUCAACUAUUACUUUACUGCACUCUAGAGGAUACAUUUGGGCACUGUACCCUCAAGUUUUUUCAUUCUUCUA